GCGUGGCACGUCCGAAAACGCACGAAAAUUCCCGAUUCAAUAGAACUGACGCAUCAAAGCGCCAGUCGCACGUCGGACGUCGCUCCGUUUGCAUCGUAGUAAUUGUCCUGUCCUUGGAGUGUAGACCAAUAUGGAGAAUCAGCAGGUGUGGGUGCGAGACCCUCAAGAGGGUUUCAUAAUCGGCAAGUUCAUGGACAUGGUUGACGGGGAUGCGUUAAUCGUGCCGCUGGAUCCGAAAUAUCCCCAACGCACCUGUCCGCUGGACGAAGUUUACCCUGCUGGGGAAUACACCAAAGACGUUGAAGACAAUUGCGCUCUGAUGUACCUGAACGAGGCCACGUUACUGAACAACGUACGGACUCGUUACUUCAAGGAUAGGAUAUAUACAUAUGUUGCCAACAUCUUAAUCGCUUUAAAUCCAUACUGUGAGAUCAAAGAUCUUUAUUCUCCUGAAACGAUCAAGGCUUAUAAGGGGAAGUCUUUGGGUGAGACGCCGCCUCAUGUUUUUGCUAUUGCUGAUAAAGCGUUUAGAGAUAUGAAAGUACUGAAGCAAUCGCAAAGUAUCAUCGUUUCUGGCGAAUCGGGAGCGGGCAAGACUGAAUCUACCAAGUAUCUGCUUCGAUAUCUAUGUGACCUAUGGGGAUCGACGGCUGGCCCGAUCGAACAGAAGAUCUUAGACGCAAAUCCGGUGUUGGAAGCCUUUGGUAACGCGAAGACUAAACGAAACAACAAUAGUUCUCGUUUUGGCAAAUUCAUGGAGGUUCAUUUCGAUUCGAAAUGCCAAGUAGUCGGCGGUUACAUUUCCCAUUAUCUCUUGGAAAAGUCGAGGGUAUGCCUUCAGAGCCCCGACGAGAGGAACUAUCAUGUUUUCUACAUGAUGUGUGCUGGAGCUCCUCCGGAACUUCGUGCGAAACUUGGUAUUACGAAACCGGACGAUUUCCAGUACCUAAAGAAUGGUUGUACGCAAUACUUUUGCAACGAGGAGUCAGAGAAGAAGUUGAACGAUGCUCAAAAGAGCCGUGAUCAAAGCAUGAAAGGUAGCUUGCACGAUCCGAUUUUGGAUGACGUUGAAGGAUUCACUGCCAUCGAUCAAGCUUUGACACGACUCGGUUUGACUGAGGCUGAAAGAAUGGAAAUUUAUACGAUGGUUGCUGCGGUACUCCAUCUUGGAAAUAUCAUGUUCGAGGACAAUCCUGAAGAUACGAAAGGUGGUUCUAGGAUAUGCGCUAGUUCCGAGAAAGCGGUGUCAAUGAGCGCGAAGUUGUUGGCUGUCGAUCCCGAGGAACUCAGGCAAGCUUUAAUCUCGAAAGUGAUGCAAACUAGUCGCGGCGGUAUCAAGGGGACAGUUAUUAUGAUACCACUGAAAGUUUACGAAGCCAAUAAUGCCAGAGACGCUCUGGCUAAAGCCAUUUACAGUAAAUUAUUUGAUCAUAUCGUAGCACGUAUCAAUAAGAGUAUCCCUUUUAAAGCUUCGAGUUAUUACAUUGGAGUUUUGGAUAUUGCAGGAUUUGAAUACUUCAAAGUCAAUAGUUUCGAGCAAUUUUGUAUAAAUUAUUGCAAUGAAAAGCUGCAGCAGUUCUUUAACGAGAGAAUUUUAAAAUACGAGCAAGAUCUUUAUGCAAAGGAAUCCCUUGAUGUGCCGAAAAUAUCUUAUGUGGACAAUCAAGACUGCAUCGAUUUAAUCGAGUCGAGAAACAUGGGAAUUUUCAGUCUCUUAGACGAAGAAUCAAAAUUACCAACUCACAGUUUCGCACAUUUCACCAGCGAAGUCCAUCGUGUUUGGAAUGGUCAUUUCAGAAUAACUCUGCCGCGUACCUCUCGUUUGAAAGCGCAUAGAGAGUUGCGUGACGACGAAGGAUUUGUAAUACGUCAUUAUGCUGGUGGUGUUUGUUAUCAAACGAAUCAAUUUAUCGAGAAGAACAACGACGCUCUGCACGCAUCCUUGGAAGCAUUAAUUCAAGAAAGUAACAAUAAAUUUCUUAGGACGCAAUUCGCCAAUAAUUCUUGUCAGAAAGGAAAGCUUACUUUCAUCAGUGUUGGCAGUAAAUUUAAAACGCAACUUGGAGAAUUGAUGGACAAACUAAAAAGCAAUGGAACGAAUUUCAUUCGUUGCAUAAAACCCAAUAACGAGAUGGUAGAUCAUCAGUUCGACGGAAAUAGCAUUUUGGGACAGCUUCGCUGCUCUGGAAUGAUGUCUGUUUUAGAACUCAUGGAACAUGGUUAUCCCAGCAGAGUUCCGUUCCAGGAAUUAUACAACAUGUACAAAUCUUAUCUUCCGCCGGAAUUGGCCAAACUGGAUCCCAGAUUUUUUUGCGAAGCGUUGCUUCACAGCUUAAAAUUAAAUAAGAAGGACUUUAAGUUUGGUAUUACGAGGGUGUUCUUCAAACCUGGAAAAUUUGCCGAAUUCGAUAAGAUCAUGAAGUCGGAUCCUGAGAACCUGAGGAAGUUGGUAGCUAAUGUGAAGAAGUGGUUACUUAGGUCUCGAUGGAACAAGAUGCAGUUUUGCGCGUUAUCUGUGAUCAAGUUGAAGAAUAAGAUUAUUUAUCGAAGGCAGCAUUUAAUUAUCUUGCAAAAGACAGCAAGGAUGUAUAUAACGAAGAAGCAACAUCGUCCCCGAAUAAAAGGGAUCAUGAAAAUUAAGAAUCUGAGCACGCAGUUAGUCGGUAUGAAGGAAACCUCCAAGCAAUUGAAGAAUCGUGAACAAUCUAUCAACGAUGUCAAAAGACUGCAGAAUGACUUAGAAGCGGCAAUUGAGAAAAUAAAAAUGACCGAGAGAAUAAAACCGGUGGAGAUCGAUUCUUUGUAUACGAACAUGGUGAAUCAGAUGAACAAGCAAAUGGCGUCGUUGCAAGAUAUGGUUAGACAACAGAAGAUUGCUGAGGAACAAGCACGAUUGAGGAAGAUUCAACAAGAACUAGAACUCGAAAAGCAGAAAAAGGAAGAAGAAGAACGAAAAAAGAGAGAAGAAGAAGAAAAUAGAAGAAAGAAACACGAUAUCGAGACGAGAAGGAAGGCAGAAGAGGAACAGAAAAAAAGGCAAGAAGAAGAAGAUAAAAAGACUGCUAAAAUUUUUGAGGCUCAGUUAGAGAAAGAAGCAAUGGAAGAAAGUAAAUAUCGUGAAUUAUUGGAACAAGAAAGAAGAGAUCACGAAUUGGCAGUCAGAUUAGCUCAAGAAUCAAAUGGCCAAGUUGAAGAUUCUCCACCACCUGUACGAAGCGGUUCCGGUGUACGAGUACCAUCAAACAACAACCGACUAGCAAGAUCGGAGCAGGUGCGUAACAAUCAAGUAGCUAUGGCUAAUAAAAAGUAUGACUUGUCCAAGUGGAAGUAUUCAGAAUUACGUGACGCAAUAAACACAUCCUGUGAUAUCGAAUUGUUAGAGGCCUGUCGUCAUGAGUUUCAUCGAAGAUUAAAAGUCUAUCAUGCGUGGAAAGCAAGAAAUCGUAGGCGAACAACCAUGGAUGAAAACGAAAGGGCACCAAAGUCUAUUAUGGAAGCCGCUGCGAAAACCUCGAGGUCUCAUCUGAAACAGCCCAUAGUUGAGUCGUCGCAACGAUAUUUCAGAAUUCCCUUCGUUCGACCAACUGCAUCGGGUCAACAAGAUAAUUCCAAUGCGUCUUGUAAACGGGGAUGGUGGUACGCUCAUUUCGAUGGUCAAUACGUUGCCAGACAGAUGGAACUUCAUCCUGACAAGGCACCAAUUCUGUUGGUGGCAGGUAUUGAUGAUAUGCAAAUGUGCGAGUUAAGCCUAGAUGAGACUGGGUUAACAAGAAAACGUGGUGCCGAGGUUCUCGAACACGAAUUUAAUCGUGAAUGGGAGAAACACGGCGGCAAACCAUAUGUUCCACCUUGCGAUCGUAGGAAAUGAGACCAUUUCCGACAGGCGAGAAUAAUUUUAAUAUCGAUUAUUAAUUAGAUUAUAAAUUAUCAAUUAGAUUAUACAUUUUUGUAUCAAUCUACUUUAAAGGUGAACCCAUAGCACAGUGUUUUAAAAUUUGUGUGCCUUUCUUAUUACGUGACGAUACUGUCAUUAAUUAUAAAAUUUUUCAUAAUAAAAUUAUAGAAAAUUAUAGAUAAUUAUUAAUAAUAGAAAAAUAAUUGGAUCUGUGACAGAUCUAUAGAUUGGCGGGCCUGUAAUGCAUAUACAGAUGUCUGAUGUCUGGUGCAAUGUAUAUAUAUGCGCAUCGGAACAGAUCUUGUAAUGUGAUAAAUCCAAUUACUCGAUAUUCGAGAUCAAUGUAAAAUUAUGUUGAAAACUUAUGUGAUUAAAAGCGUGUUGAUUCGUCUAACAAAAUAAAUGUAUGGCAUCAAGAUUUAUCAAAAAGUAAAGAACUUUUGCAAUGGGAAAAGUAUCAUGGUUCCUUUGAGUAAUAUAAUGCAUCGUUAAAAAGACUCUCUUUGUUUAUGUAUAAAUAAUUUUACUUAUUUACAAUGUAUUAUUGCACAUUUAACGCGAAUUGUAUGUACGUUUUUUAGUAGAUAUGAAAAAAACUUAAUAAACAAUAUGUAUCAA
Frieseomelitta varia is the source of this 4513-nucleotide messenger RNA. RefSeq names its product myosin heavy chain 95F (gene jar). The transcript has 18 exons. Gene Ontology annotation, biological process: endocytosis; vesicle transport along actin filament; actin filament organization. NCBI's taxonomy places the organism in Eukaryota, Metazoa, Arthropoda, Insecta, Hymenoptera, Apidae. The coding region runs from base 131 to 3868 and encodes 1245 amino acids. Gene Ontology annotation, molecular function: microfilament motor activity; actin filament binding; ATP binding. The record is from RefSeq and is a predicted model, not a curated record. Gene Ontology annotation, cellular component: cytoplasm; endocytic vesicle; actin cytoskeleton.